AUGUCUAUUGUCUCUAAGAUUGCGUCGCCUCCCCCUCGUAACACUGCCGUCAAGAUGAAGCCUGGUGCUACUACCAUUCAUCCUUCGAUUGGUCAUGCGCGGUCGACGUCUACACCGGUCUCCGUUUCUUCGUCGAUCUCGAAGAGACCCGUCGAUGUAGACAAGAAGGCGGCGCUGCCUGCAGGAGGAACUAAGUUGUCAACUCCUGGACUGUCGAAUCCGAAGGUCGCUGGCUCGCAUGUAGCGAAGGCUUCUGUUGGUUAUGUUUCUACCAUGAAACGUGCUUCUUCUCUUCCGAUUUAUUCCAAGAUGUCGCCUACUGCCCCAGUUUCUGUACCUCGUUCGCCUCCCUCCACCACUGCUCGAGCGUCCUUUGCAAAGCCGACCAAAGCUUCUGUGAACCGCACUUCCUUGCCUGGGGCUUUCGGUACUCCAGUGCGGCGCACUGCUAUUUGUCAGCCCAAGCCCGUUCGAGCGGGUAGCCCGCCGGCAAAGGUCUUGUCGAAAGCGGCUACUGCCUCGGACAAGGAGGAGGCGGUUGCGAAGGAUGAGGGUGCAGAACCUGUUGUUGUUGCAGUUGUGGAAGAAGAUGUUGGUGACAUUCAUAUUACUGUUGACGCUGUAGUGGAGAACACCGCUUCACCCACCGCUCUGAAGGCGAAGUCGCAGAAGGUCGACGGUCUGGAGACUGCGAAGUGUCGUCCUGUCUCCGUCGCCGCAAAGAAACCCCCACCUCCUUUCCCCAAGCGCAAGGUCGGCAAGGAGAACUACUUGACCGUUCCAGAGUGGACGUAUGGCUUUGAGACGCCCAAGGCUGUCACGACGAAGAAGAAGGUCAACGCGGAGAAGAAGCCUCCCAGAUCCGUCAAUGGUUCGCGCUUUGUCAAGCCCCUUCGAUCGCGUAGUGUCGCUCCCUCUCCUCCUGUCAAGGUGGAGGCGAAGCCUUCGCGCGCAUUCAAGCCGACAUUAGGCGGUCUGGCAGAGGAGGAGAGCCCUUCGGAGACCGGCAAGUCGGCGACGACGAUUAUGAAGACUUCGCCUCCCGUUCAUGCAGGAACGGUUUCUUCCCCCGCAAGACUCGUCACUAAGUCGCCGGCUGAGAAGCCUCUUCCAGCUGGGCCCCGUGUCACCGCGGGCUUGAUCGAAGACGUUCUUGCUCUGAACCGCUUGUUCUCCAAUGCUGCUUUUUCUGCUGACGAUGAGAAGCUUGGGCAGAAGGAUGACAAUGAUAUUGGUAAUGCAGGCGGGACCAUGGUCCCAGUGAAGCCCAUCGUGGUCGAUGGUGACAUCGGGAACGCAGUCCUGAAGGCCUUCGAACAUGCGCCCGUGUCGGCAAGCAUCAAAUCUGUACGCAAUGCUCGUCUUGUGCAGCCUUCUACGGUUGAGUAUAUCUCACCUGACCUCCUGGUGAAUGAGCAGAGCGCUGUCGUCGAGUAUUGGCCUCCGGUUGGUCACGAUGCUCCUGUGGCAGCACCGGUUCCAAUCGUUAAUGUUGCCUCCAAGGUCAACAAGGAUACCUCCUUUCCCGCGGUGUGGCGGCUGCACGAGCAGUCUAGUGAGCGCUUGAUGUCGAAGAUGAAGCGCAGUUAUGAUGGCCCUGUAAUGAUGGCGGAGGUUUUGGAGGAGAUUGCUGAGGAGGCGGAGGUGGAGUAUGAGCUUGAGGCGCAUGUGGGCACUGGUACCACGUCUCCCCCUGAAGCACGGUCCGCGCCAGCUGUUAAAGCCAUUGCUACCCCCCGCGCUGAACGCCGCUAUGGUAUGGUCUCACCCAGGACGUUGCAGAAGGCCGACUCCGAUGGUACACCGGCAGCCCUGCUCGCGCUCGCUUCGAAAAUGACUCCCACCUCCCGCGCUGAACGCCGCUAUGGUAUGGUCUCGCCUAAGCCAUUGCAGAAGAUCGGCUCCGAUUGUAUGCCCGAGGUACAAUUCAUCCCCGCUUUUCAAGCAACUGCCAUUUUCCGAGCUGAACACCGUUUUGGUGUGAUCUCACCCAAGGCUUGGCAGAAGACCGAUUCCGAACACAUGGAGGUUUCCGGCAUCCUCCCGACCCUCGAGGUGCAGAUUGACCCGUGUGCUACCUCGGGAAAGAUUCUUCCUGUUGAAGACGGGGUGUCCUAUGUCGUGCAGUCGUUCCUUGAGCCUGCCAUUAGAGCGCCUCAGAAGAUGGAGAAGCUCGGACCAAUGUCUUCCUGUCCACCACAGGCAGAUCUUCAUGCGUCGUUCACCGAGCCAUUCGCGGAGGACUACGAGGCGUCCCGCCCGAGCUGGGACGUGUCUUCUACUUCCUCUAGCUCUACUAGCUCUUCUUGCAGUUUCACUGGUCUGCGGUCGGCUUGGUCUGACUGGACUGUGGAUUCGCUGAGAAGCGGACACAAACGGAGGAGAGCCGAGGAAGGCAAUUGGGGCGGAGUACGAACUCGGGAUUAUGUAACGGAGGGACGCCGGCUUCCGAAAAAGCCCUACGCACCGACCGUUGAUUCUUUCGUGUACUCCACUUUCCCUCCUUCCUCGAUGCACAGGGUCGCCCUCAGAAACUCCCUCCGCGCAGCUGCGCUGGCCGCGCCCAGGAGCGCUGUUCGCGUUGCUCCUGCAGUCUCUCGCUCAUAUGCAACCGCGAAAGCUGCUGCGUCCGAGGUAUCUUCCAUUCUCGAGUCCCGCAUAGCUGGCUCGUCUGUGGGCGCGAAUGUUGAGGAGACUGGACGCGUUCUGAGUGUCGGUGACGGUAUCGCACGUGUCUGGGGUCUGAGAAACGUCCAGGCCGAGGAAAUGGUGGAAUUCUCUUCCGGCGUCCGCGGCAUGUGCCUGAAUUUGGAAGCCGACAACGUCGGUGUCUCCAUCUUUGGUAACGAUCGCGCUAUCAAGGAGGGCGACACGGUCAAGCGUACCGGCCAAAUUGUCGACGUUCCAGUUGGUCCCGAACUGCUGGGCCGUGUCGUCGACGCUCUCGGUAACCCCAUUGAUGGUAAGGGUCCCGUCAAGGCUACCCAGCGCAGCCGUGCCUCCCUCAAAGCCCCCGGUAUUUUGCCCCGUCGCUCGGUUAAUCAGCCCAUGAUGACCGGUAUCAAGCCCAUCGACGCUAUGGUCCCUAUCGGCCGUGGCCAGCGUGAGCUGAUCAUUGGUGACCGUCAGACUGGUAAGACUGCCGUCGCCAUCGACACCAUCCUCAACCAGAAGCGAUGGAACGAUGGCCAGGACGAGGACAAGAAGCUCUACUGUGUCUACGUCGCUAUCGGCCAGAAGCGUUCGACUGUCGCUCAGCUAGUUCAGACCCUGGAGGAGAACGAUGCUAUGAAAUACACUAUCAUCGUUGCUGCUACUGCUUCGGAGGCUGCUCCCCUCCAGUACCUCGCUCCUUUCUCUGGUUGUGCUAUGGGUGAAUGGUUCCGUGAUAACAGCAAGCACGCUCUCAUCAUUUAUGAUGACUUAUCUAAGCAGGCUGUUGCCUACCGUCAAAUGUCGCUACUUCUUCGCCGUCCCCCCGGUCGUGAGGCUUACCCUGGUGAUGUCUUCUACUUGCACUCCCGUCUCUUGGAGCGUGCUGCCAAGAUGAAUGAAAAGUUUGGUGGAGGAUCCCUUACCGCGCUGCCCAUUAUUGAGACCCAGGGUGGUGAUGUGUCGGCGUACAUUCCCACGAACGUUAUUUCCAUCACUGAUGGCCAGAUCUUCCUGGAAGCUGAGCUCUUCUUCCGUGGUGUUCGCCCCGCCAUCAACGUCGGUUUGUCAGUGUCUCGUGUCGGUUCGGCUGCCCAGACCAAGAUCAUGAAGAAGUUUGCCGGUUCGCUGAAGCUGUAUCUCGCGCAGUACCGUGAAGUCGCUGCCUUCGCUCAAUUUGGUUCUGAUCUCGACGCGUCGACGCGCUUCUUACUCUCUCGUGGUGCCCGUCUGACCGAGCUUCUGAAGCAAGGCCAGUACCAGCCCAUGGCGAUGGAGAUCCAGGUCCCCAUCAUCUACGCUGGCGUAAACGGUCUCCUUGACCCGAUCGCCGUCGACCAGAUCACCCGCUGGGAGGCUGAGUUCCGCUCGCACCUAACUGCGACGCAGGGCCCGCUCCUCCAGGAGAUCUCGGCUGGCCAGAUCACACCUGAGAUUGAGGCAAAGAUCAAGAAAGUUGUGGAGGACCACGUCUCCUCAUUCUCAUAG
Molecule: messenger RNA, 4140 nt
Organism: Sparassis crispa
Lineage: Eukaryota; Fungi; Basidiomycota; Agaricomycetes; Polyporales; Sparassidaceae
Exons: 17
Coding region: 1-4140 (1379 amino acids)
Biological process (GO): proton motive force-driven ATP synthesis; proton transmembrane transport
Molecular function (GO): ATP binding; proton-transporting ATP synthase activity, rotational mechanism; ADP binding
Source: RefSeq, a predicted model, not a curated record